GCAUUGUGAGCCAUUGGGUGGGUCUGUGGGGUCGGCCAUUGUGAGCCACUAGCCUGACUUGGUUGUUUCCUGGCAACCAGGUGACAUAGGAGGCUUUGUGGUUACUAGGCAACGGCCAGGGCCAGCAGCCUUCAGUCCAUAGCUGGCAGUAGAAGGAGGAGGAGCUCCGACUACAUUCUGUCACUUGUGCUUCUUGGACUUUUUUGUGAGUUUAGAUGCCCAAUGGGCAACACAAUCAGUAGCUGCCUGGGCUCCAAGGGUGGCCGCCGCUGUGACCGCUACAGGCCAGAUGUGGGAAACUCCCAGGAGGCUGAGAAUGCUAAGGCUGUGGCAGCCACAGCACCAGCAUCCAAUAGUGGGAAGCAGGAAAAAUUUGAUUUGAGAGCCCGGAAGGCCCAGGUCAUGCAGGACCUCAGCCGCCCGAAGACGCCGAAGAUGCCGGAGAUGCCCAAAGGUUUGGACGCCGACACCAAGCGCUACUUAAGAAUGAUAUGGAGACGGCAUGGAAUUUGGCCUCUAGAAAAUACAGAUUUGGUCGAAGAUCUCAGUAAAGGCCCACCUGUCCAUCUUGUCCCAGAUGUGGGACCCGCCCACGAGGCUGAAAUUCAUAACGCUGCGGCAGCCACAGCACCAGCCGCAGCACCAGCCACAACCACUGGAAAGCGGGCCAAAUUAGACUUCAGGGCCAGGAAGGCCCAAGUCAUGCAGGACCUAAGCCUCCCGAAGACGCGGGAGACGCCGGAGAUGCCCAAAGAUUUGGUCGAAGAUCUCAGUAAAGGCCCACCUGUCCAUCUUGUCCCAGAUGUGGGACCCGCCCACGAGGCUGAAAUUCAUAACGCUGCGGCAGCCACAGCACCAGCCGCAGCACCAGCCACAACCACUGGAAAGCGGGCCAAAUUAGACUUCAGGGCCAGGAAGGCCCAAGUCAUGCAGGACCUAAGCCUCCCGAAGACGCGGGAGACGCCGGAGAUGCCCAAAGAUUUGGUCGAAGAUCUCAGUAAAGGCCCACCUGUCCAUCUUGUCCCAGAUGUGGGACCCGCCCACGAGGCUGAAAUUCAUAACGCUGCGGCAGCCACAGCACCAGCCGCAGCACCAGCCACAACCACUGGAAAGCGGGCCAAAUUAGACUUCAGGGCCAGGAAGGCCCAAGUCAUGCAGGACCUAAGCCUCCCGAAGACGCGGGAGACGCCGGAGAUGCCCAAAGAUUUGGUCGAAGAUCUCAGUAAAGGCCCACCUGUCCAUCUUGUCCCAGAUGUGGGACCCGCCCACGAGGCUGAAAUUCAUAACGCUGCGGCAGCCACAGCACCAGCCGCAGCACCAGCCACAACCACUGGAAAGCGGGCCAAAUUAGACUUCAGGGCCAGGAAGGCCCAAGUCAUGCAGGACCUAAGCCUCCCGAAGACGCGGGAGACGCCGGAGAUGCCCAAAGAUUCGGAUGAAGAUCUCAGUGAAGACUCACUUGACUCCCUUGACUCACUUGACUCACUUGACGAUUUUGAAAACCCUAUGACACUGGAGAUGGCAAGGGAGAGAUUGGAUGAUUACCUCUGCUGGCUUAAGAUGGCAGCAUCUCGGCUCAAUGAACCCAUCUGCCCCCACGUUCGAGGACUUCUCCGGCGUUCGCCUCCCAAGUAGCUGGGUUACAGACGGCUGCCAUCACACCCAGCUAAAAUCAUUUUAUGAAUGCAUAUUUCCAUCUGGGUGAAAUAAAAAUCACAAGCCUCUCUCCCUACUGAGAACCUGUGAACAGUGACCUGCAGUUUGUGGCUUCAGCCAGUCCUCAUGGAGCCUGGUGUUCUUACAUUUCAUUCUGAGGCUCACAUUCUCAGUCACCCUGCAGGAGAACAACUGCCCCAUCCUGGGUCAUUACAGAUUGGGCCAAUCUAUCUGCUGCAUCUGAGGAGCUGGGUCCAGCUUCUACGGUGAAUGCACAUAUUGCUGUAUUUCCUGGAUAAGGAAGAGGAAAGGAGCUGAGCUGGUGGAGGAAGAAGAGCUAAUAUUAACUGAGUCCUUAUUUUGUUCCAGUUACUGUGCGAGUUACAUAUUUUAUCUCAUGUAAUUCUUACCAAACAGUAAGGGGGUUUGGGAGUGAUGGAGACAAUAUUGAUGUUAUAUUUCUUGCCCAAGGUCACUCAGCUGCUAAGAAUUAAGAGUAUAUUGAUGUUAUCUCCAUUUUAGGGUGAGAAAAUGAAGGCUCAGAAAGGUUAUAUGUUUUACUUGCACCACACGGUGUUUGUUUGAUAUCAUCUGGCCACUUAAGACAGGGAGAUUUAAAAUGAAAAAUCCAGAUUUCCCAUUCUUUUUUUUUUUUUUUUUUUUGAGACAGAGUCUCACUCUGUCACCUGGGCUGGAGUGCAGAGGUGCAAUAUUGGCUGACUGUAACAUCUGCCUCCCAGGUUCAAGCAAUUCUUCUGCCUCAGUCUCCCGGGUAGCUGAGAUUACAGGCGUGCACCACCAUGCCUGGCUAAUUUUUGUAUUUUUAGAGGAGACGGGAUUUCACCAUAUUGGCCAGGCUGGUGUCGAACUCCUGACCUCGUGAUCCGCCUGCCUGCGCCCCGCAAAGUGCUAGGAUUACGGGUAUGAGCCACCACGCCUGGUCCAGAUUUCCCAUUCUUUCUAAAAACCAGAAGACCUGGCCACACUGGGUCCUCUUCCCCCGCCAGCAGUGAUCCUCUGGAGUUUCUGAGAGGGUUCAUGCCACACCCACUCCAUCGCCUGCUGCCUUUCCCACCUACUCCAGUUAACUCACUGCAUCACCUCCUGACCUGUCAGUGUCUGGGCUCGUGAUUCCUGUGUAAACAAAACCUUCUAUUGGGAAGAAAGUUUUAUGAAGGGAGCUGUAUGAGGGGAGACAUGGGUCCCUAGACACCCUAAAGGAGAGACUGAAGUGGACCCAAGCUAUAAACCCUCCCCUGUCAGCCAGCUUCCAGCUGCCACCAGGCCUACUCCUGCACACCUGACAUCUUUGCCCACGGUCAUCGAUGCAAUCACUUUCUUCACUGCCGCCUCCUUCUUCUUCUUGUCACUGUUGAGCUCUGCCUUCAGCUCAAAGAUGUCCCCUAAGAAAACGAGGCAAGCAUGAGCGAUCUCUCCCUACCCUGGCAGGGGACGAUUCCCAGUAUCUAACUUCCAAAAGAACUGGAGGGAGGCACGUAAGACAUCCUAUGCUGUUGGCUGAGGGCAGCUUCAGGUGCCUGGCCUCAGGUGGGACAGGCAACAGUGAGGGACGACUGUUAGGAUAGGAAUUAACAAGAUGGAAGCUUGGAGACCAGGUGUAGUAGCUCACACCUGUAAUCCCAGCACUUUAAGAGGCUGAGGAUCCGCCAGGCACGGUGGCUCACGCCUGUAAUCCCAGCGCUUUGGGAGACCGAGGCAGGCGGAUCACGAGGCCAGGAGAUCAAGACCAUCCUGGCCAACAUAGUGAAACCUCAUCCCUAAUAAAAUACAAAAAAU
This is a messenger RNA of Symphalangus syndactylus (siamang), 3453 nucleotides long. RefSeq lists its product as uncharacterized. NCBI's taxonomy places the organism in Eukaryota, Metazoa, Chordata, Mammalia, Primates, Hylobatidae. The record is from RefSeq and is a predicted model, not a curated record.